Messenger RNA from Saprolegnia diclina VS20, 2017 nucleotides. RefSeq lists its product as hypothetical. The coding region runs from base 455 to 1801 and encodes 448 amino acids. The record is from RefSeq and is a predicted model, not a curated record. Lineage: Eukaryota; Oomycota; Saprolegniomycetes; Saprolegniales; Saprolegniaceae. The transcript has 4 exons. Gene Ontology annotation, molecular function: phosphatidylinositol transfer activity; phosphatidylinositol binding.
AGUCACUCGGCGUCUACAGACGUGGGAAAUGAUAUACAAACACCAAGUUACUCGCUCCUACGACCGAGUGGCUUUUGGCGUUUUACACACCUGGUCGCGCGAAACCUGAGGUUCGCGCACCUGUGGGAUGCACAAUCGUGUGCGAUGAGCACUGUUUGCGGUGGACGCACCCAGCUCGUGCUCAAGGUGGCAGCAAGCGUCCAGAGCGCACAAGCUCGUUGCCAUAGUACCGGUACCUCGGUAUCUCGGUAUCAGCGCGCUGCCUCGGUGCGACUACGGUCUGUCGACGGCGCUGAUCGCUUGGCUUCCGCAGCUGCGGCGCUUCAACAAAAGCAAAGAUCCAGACGCGCCAAUCCUGGCUGCGCAUCAAAAACGUGCCGCUCGGUCCAAGCUCCAAGUGCCCAGCUGGUUUCGGUGGCCGCGACUGCACAUCCCAUUUUGACCCGUCGCAGCCAUGCGCGAGCCGCUCGCGAGCACCGUCCACGUCGUCAUCGUCGUCUUCAGCUGCUCGAUCCACGUCUCCGUGCCCAUCGCGGUCCUUGUCACCGCCGUCGCCGCUGCGCUGCGCAUCCUCUGGCUGCAUCAACAGCACGCGCUCAAGGUCGUCAACGAGAGCGAAGGCGACGACGAGACGUCCGCGCCGCUCGCUCUCAAGACGGACGGCCCGUCGGCCGAGGCCAAGCCGCCGCGCGCACUGCACGGCGCCCGCGUCGCGUUCACAGGCAUUGCGCUCGGGGCGGACGCGAUGGCCCAAGACAAGAAGCGCAUGUACUACACGCUCGAGGUCGCGCCCUUUGACGGCGGCGCGCCGUGGACACUGCACCGAAGCUACCGCGACUUCCGGGCGCUGCGGUCGACGCUUCUCGCGACGUCGCUGUACUUUCAGCACCUGAGCUUUCCGCCACGCUCGCCGCUCGGCCACGCGUUCGUGAACCACACCAAGCGCAGUCAAGGCCUCUUGGCCUUCGUCACGUACAUUGUGCAGCACGAAGUGCUCUCGCAACUGCCUUCAGUGAUCGCGUUCUUUGCCGUACCCGAGGUCGCACCGCUGGCGCUCUACGUACCGCACCCGCACGAGCGUGACGGCGGCGACCAAGACCGCCUUCCCAACGAGCAGCGGGCGAUGGUAGCCCAACUGCAGCAGCAGCUUGACCACGAUGAGCUCUUUAGCUGCCCCAUCAUGCUCGCGCGCCACCUCCAAGCCACAUCGUGGAGCCUUCCGGAAGCGCAAGCCCGUGUCCAGUCGAUCGUCGCGUGGCGUGCGGCCAACGUCCCUCCGAGCUUUGACAUGGACGUGCUCGCGACGGAGCUUGCGACCGGGAAGCUGUAUGUCGCCGAUUUUCUCGCCGCCGACAACAGCGCGCUCGCGAUCGUCAAGCUCUACAAGGAGAACACGUGGUCCGCCGAGCACUAUGUCUCCAACAUCAAGUACACGAUCGAGCACGGUCUGCGCCGCGUCUCGCCGGCGCACAAGAUGCUGGUCGUGAUUGACUUUACCAACUACUCGCUGACGUACUGCCCGGACAUGAGUGCGUUCCAGGACUUUGUGCACAUGGUCGAAAAGUACUACAUCGAGCACCUCGGCGCCAUCUACCUCGUGGACCUCCCGUGGCUCUACGCCAAGAUGCUGCACAUGAUCAAGCCGCUCCUCAACGCCACGACAAGAAGCAAGCUCACGAUGGUCAAGUCGAGCAACCUCAAGAGCCUCGCAGCGGUGCUCUCAACGACCGACCUCUUGCGCCAUGUUGGGCCAGCACCGACAUUUGAGCUGGACGUCGCCACGUACCUCAAGCCUUUCUAAGAACUUACUACCGGUUUGCUAUUUAACUUUACGUUUCUGCACGUCCUCAGAAUCGACGCCAGCGACAGGCGCGGAUCAGAACCAGAUGUGGCGCAUCCGAUAUCCCGCAAUCAAAGCACUGCAGUUUACCGGUAGAUUGACGAGAAGCAUAAGUGUACAUAGUUGUCUUAGUUGUUAUUAGCAGUAAUUGGGUGCCAUCUUGUUAAAUACGGGAAA